AUGUCAAAGUGCAUUUGGUUCACAAAAUGCAAAUCUGGAAUUGAACAUCCAAAGAUUCAUGGAUCUCUAAACAUUCAAGAUUCUCUAUAGAGUCAUAUAUCUCUAAAAUUCAAGAAUCUCUGAAGAUUCUUGAAUCUCCAAGGAUAUAGGAUUCUCGUAAGAUACUUGAAUCUUCCAAGAUCUAUCAUUCUUUAGAGACGUAUGAUUUUCAAAACAUUGAUUUUGAUCAAUCAAAUCUAAAACAUGCCCUUCUUAGUCUGAGUUCAAGCCUUGCAUGGACCGUCUUCCCGUAGCAAAACAAACUAUCCGGCGGUGUUGCACAUGCCAAGAAGUCUCGACAGCCUCUGUAGGCUAAUAACUACGUAGGUUGUUACGAGAAGAAGAGUAAUAAGAAGCUUCAGAUCUAUUAUUUUUUAGAGAUGUAUUAAUCCCUAAAGAUUCGUAAAUCUUUCGGGAUGUAUAAAUCUUAUGCGAUUCAUUAUUCUUUCGAGAUUCGAGAAGUUUCGUGAAUCUUUCCAAGAUUCACAUUCAUUGAAGCACUUCAAAGAUUCAUUUAGACUCAUGAAUCUGAAUCAGAUUUACCCAACACUAUUGCAAUGAAAUGAUCAAGAUAAUUACCAUGGAAUGUAAAUAGCGCAUGAUAUUUAAGACAUUUAAGAAUGACAAAUUACUAACAGUUUUCGUACCCGUUCCUGAAUAGAAAAUCAAUACUAAAUUUGCAAAACAAAAAACUACUUUGUAUGGUUUAUAUACGCCCUAUUCUAACAUACGUAGUGCCGGCAGGAAUUACUGGAUUAUUGGAACAUAUUAAAAAACAAUUAUGAAUUGAUGAUUAUGUGUUAUGCACAAACGAUUUACAUAACAUAACUAACUUAUAAAAAAUGGAAGAAUUCAUAGGCAGUGGAAGAACGUACUUAACCAAAAAUCAGUAGUUUCUAUUUUCCUGUACAUAGCUCUCCUCUUCUCUAUCUAGUUAAGGAUUAAGUUUGACAAAUGUAGGGUAUGUGUUAGGAUAGAUAUUUUUGGAUUCGGGUAAAUUUGCAUGGUUCCUUUUGCAGUUUUCGUAUACAAGUAGAUUUAUUAUCAACUCUGCUAUGCUACCUAAUCAUUCUCGGUUAUUGAGGAAAGCGCAUUGCAAACGCAAUGUUAAGGAAUCAAUUAUUAUACAUGCUUUUUUCCAUCCACAAUAAUUUUCUAUUACUCUGCUACUUUGCCGUUUUUUUCAGCCCAUUAAAACUGAGUUACAUAAGUCUACUGCAUUGACCUUCAUUAAAGCAUUUUUUGUUUGUUUGCGCCAGAUUGGAGUCUAACAAUAUGCGUUACAAUAGGAGGGUUUCAAUUUUAUUCAACCAUUUGUAAAAUAAUAUUCAAACAUUAUUUUUUACUUGAAUCAGAGAAGUCAGAAUGAAGCGUUCGAUUAAAAACAAGAAUCGACAUCGUUGAGAGCGAUGCUAUUCCAUUCAACUCCAUUCCACCUUAACUCCGAAGUAGAAAGUAAAACACAAUUCCAAUUUUAAAAAGGGCGACCUUGACCUUGGCAAGCGGGAAAUUCAAUUCUACCGAUGCUAAUGCGUUCUUCCGUUACUCCUUUUUCACUUUCGUGCCUCGUUCUCUCUCUCUCUCUCUCUCUCUCUCUAUCUCUCUCUCUUUCUCUCUCGUUCUCUUUAUCUAUUCUACUCUAUUUCUGGUAAAUCGUUGACUCAGUAUCACGAUAGUUUGAUCACAAUUUUUCAUCAUCACCGUCCCUCCCACAAACUCCUUUACAUAUCUCUAACCCCAAACACUGGUUGUUUAGUUAAUUUGCUGAUAGUAUUACAUAUUUGCAAAGUGUAGUAGUGUUGCGUUCCUUUUUUUCCUUCCACCGUACACUUUCUGCCCCCUCCCCCCUCUCCUCCACCACCCCUUGCUUCCUCUUUCCUCUGCCCUCUUUAAAACCCUUAUUUUGUUCGUAUAUGUGUCAAUGUGUCUCCCGCCCUUAGCCCCCCCCUUACUCGGAAGACGUUUUUUGCCUCUCAUGCUGCCCCAUCGUACCAUAAUCCAUCCUUUUUUUGUCUUUUCUGUUUUCUCAUUCUCUCUCUCUCUCUUUUUCUCUGUUUCUCUCUAUUUCUCUCUCUCUCACACUCGAAUGUUGUGUAACAUUUGCUCGCUUGCUCGUGUGUGUGUGUGUGUGUACCUACUUGUGCCGUCGUGUUUGUGGCGCGCGCUCUCGUGUCCUGUUUCCGUUUCCGUUUGCACACGCCCCACGUGUGCGCUGCGCUGUGAAUUUGUGUGCGUGCUCGUUCGGUGUUGCCUUACGCGGCAUCCACUACCCGCCACUACUACCACACCCCACCAACCACCCGUUUCUGUGCGUGCGUGUGUGUGUGUAUGUGUAUGGUGGGUAUCGGGCGCAGAGCUGAAGGUGUCGUCGGGCAGCACGCUGCGCAACAGCGGGAACGUGGCGGCCGGCCACCAUCCGAAACCGCAGCCGGAGAAGGGACCGGUGAUGCUGCUGCACGAGCUCUUUACCGACGCCCACUUCGAGUGCGUCUCGUCCGACGGGCUGCAGCACUCGAAAUUCACCGUGGUCGUUACGGUGAACGAUAACCAGCGGUUCGAGGGGACGGGCCCGUCCAAGAAGAUGGCGAAGAAUGCGGCCGCCAAGGCGGCGCUCGCCUCGAUCUGCAACAUCUCGUUCAGCCCGCUGCAGCAGUCCAAGUUUGGGCUGAUAUCGGCCGGCACGAGCAACGGUUCGAUCGGCGGCCCGAGCGGUGUCGCGCUGAACGGCGACAACAGCUUCACGCAGAACAAAAACUUCGAGCUGCCGCAAACGUUCGCGGACGCGGUGGGCAAACUGGUGAUCGAAAAGUUCAACGAGGUGAUGAAGGGCAGCGACGUGUACAGCCGGCGCAAGGUGCUGGCCGGGUUCGUGAUGACCCACGGGUACGACAUCAAGACGGCGCGCGUGAUAUCGCUAGCGACCGGCACCAAGUGCGUCAGCGGCGAGCACAUGAGCGUGACCGGCUCGGUUAUAAAUGAUUCCCACGCGGAAAUUAUCGCGCGUCGCGGCUUGAUGGACUUCUUCUACAGUCAGCUCGAUCUGCUCUGCCAGCAACAGCAGCAGCAAGCGGGCACGGUGACGGCAGAGGAGGAAUCGGCAUCGUCGGUCCCCCCGGCGGCCCACGACGGCACGGCCACAGCAGCAGCAGCAGCAGCAGCAGCAGCAGCGCCAGUGGUGGCAGUGCCGUCCGGGGGGCAGGAGGCGGAACCGAACGCGCCCGACCGGCAGGCACGCCAGGAAAUCAUUUUUAACACGCCCAAAGACGGUUCGAACCUGUACACGCUGAAGGACGGCAUCUACUUCCAUCUGUACAUCAACACGGCACCGUGCGGCGAUGCGCGCGUCUUCAGCCCGCACGAAAACGACAGCAUGGACGUGGACAAGCAUCCGAAUCGGAAAGCGCGCGGACAGCUCCGUACGAAGGUCGAGUCGGGCGAGGGCACGAUACCGGUCAAGAGCAGCGAUGGCAUCCAGACCUGGGACGGUGUGCUGCAGGGUCAGCGACUGCUGACCAUGUCCUGCUCGGACAAAAUUUCCCGCUGGAACGUGCUGGGUCUGCAGGGUUCGCUGCUCGCGUCCAUCAUUGAGCCGAUCUAUCUGCAUUCGAUCGUGCUGGGCAGCCUGCUGCAUCCGGCGCACAUGUAUCGAGCCAUCUGUGGCAGGAUAGAGAGCGCAAUCCAAGGGCUUCCCCCUCCGUACCGUUUGAACAAACCGAAGCUGGCGCUGAUGACGUCGGCCGAGUCGCGCAAUCAAACGAAACCGCCCAACUUUAGUAUUAACUGGAUCACGAACGGUACCGAGGUGGAGAUCGUCAACUCGUUCACCGGCAAGCUGAUCAACAACAACACCAACACGAACAAAAUGUCCCGCCUGUCGAAGCAGUCGUUCUACCAGCGCUACUCGACCGUGAUCGCCGGCCUGCCCGGCAUACCGCUGCGCGAGGUGAAGCCGACCUACUUCGAGACGAAGAUGUCGGUCGCCGAGUACCAGCAGGCGAAGCGCGAACUGUUUGCCGCGUUCAGCAAGGAGGAUCUCGGCGAGUGGCUGAAGAAACCGAUCGAGCAGGACCAGUUCACGCUGAUCGUGGCGAAGGAGUGCAGCGAGCUCGGGCCGCAGCAGGCGCUGCCGCAGCAGGCACAGCAGCCGCAGCCGCCACCGUACGCUAACCAACCCCAAACAGUGCCAAUGCCAGCGGACGCAAAUACCGCCGCCGUGGGCAACGUUUCUUCCAUUGGAAAUAGCUCCAAAUGACAUCAUGUCAAGUACUCCUCCAGCAAGCGCAACUAUGCGUCGAUCGGCUACAGCGACAACACUAGCGCUAGCAACACUUCCGUAGAGCGUAACAACAAUUCUAGCAGUUCUUCAGGUAGUUAGUUUAAGCGGCGCUAACGUGGGCGGCGGCAUGCGCUUGGUCUGGUUUGGUUGCUGUUUUUGUGAUGCGAAAAACACCCAACUCUGAGAGGCUGGGAAAACGAAGCGGAAACGAGGGGUUUGAAAUGAGCGCGAAAGGCGUUAUAGCAGGGGGAGGGAGAGAGAGACAGAGAUAGAGAGAAGGGCGUCUUACAAAAUUUUGGGGGACAACUAUUACCAUCUUUUGACUGCUUAUUUUUUACUAUUCAGUUUUUUUUUUUAUUGCAUAAACCAGUUUUGUUUGGUUUUAGUCUUUCCAAAUGGGAUUUCAAAGUUGCAGGCAAUCUAGUUUUUAGAAUACAGCGUAUUCUAAUUUGAUUUUUUUAAAUUCUAUUAGUAAACUUCGCCGCUUACUUUUGCUUUGUGGUGAAAAUAGCAUCCCCCCAUCAUCGAAUACGGUUUAGAUUGAUUUAAGUUUGAAAUUUGAAUUCUUUUGUUGCGUUUGUGUCGUGCAAACAGAAACCCCAAGGUGUGAAUUUUUCUACAGAAAAAAAAGAAAAUGAAAAUGACACAAAAUAGUGUGAAAAAAAAAAUCUCUCUAGCAAGAGGAAAAAUAGGCAUUAGGAUUGAGUAGAGUAGGACAAAAAACAAAUAGCAUUACACAGUUUGGUAGGAACAAAGCAGAAAAAAGGAAAAAGCUGGCAACGUUUGCUUAUCUGUAAAUUUGGGCGCCCCGUUUUUGGAAUGGGGUUGCAAUACUAUGAGACUGGUUGUAGUUUCUCUACUAUCGUUUAAUUGGUAUUUUUAGAGCGUUUGAAAUAUUAGCGGUUUUAUUUCUUAAUUGCAUUAGAUUUGGCUAUCGGCUUGUGUAUUAUCGUUUGCUGUAGGGGGGGGGGGGGUGUUUUGUUUUUUGUUGUUGCUUGUGCAGCUGUUUCGGUUCAUUGCGAACACCUUCGGCCCGUAUGCGUUUAACGCCUCUGCGGGUGGAUGUGAUGUGGUUUGAUCUGCUGUCCUGUCAGCAGAUCGUGGACCAUCUGCACACUCACACACACACACACACACACACACACACACACACACACACACAUGUACAUAUAUGCCUUUGCUUGCCGGUAACAGUGAGGGCAACGAAACCUCCUCCCUCCCAGCAAACAGAUUUCAUUUCUUUACGAACGACGAUCUCAUAUUUGAUUUUAUGUUGUACUAGAUCUAUCUCCCCCUUUCUCAAAAUAUCAUAACGUACACAGCAUACACAGGGCACGAACGAAGGUGGGGCACAGCGACCACACCUCCUCUUCCACUUGCAACACCAACCCUUUCAUUUCAUACUGGUAAUAUACACACACACACACACACACACACACAUAUACAAACAUAUUUACAUAUAAUGGUAAUGCUCAAACACAGCAAACAUUUACAGACACACAUUUUAAAGGGGAACAAUAUUGCGAGCAGAGAAUACUCGAUACUGUGUGUGUGUGUGUGUGUUUUAAAGCGCUUUCCUCCUUCUUUCGUUGUCACGCAUUUUAUUUUACACAUAUCCACACGUUCAAAGUAUUGAGACACCAAUAUUGGUUUAUCGAAUUUAUUAGAUCCAAUUAUUUGCUAGACAUACUGGAUUGCAUAGUAAAUUAUUUAUUUUCCUUUCGCGUUCACACGGUCAACAAAAUUAUCCUUAUUCGAAAUAAUAAUAAUAACAAUAAUAAUAAUAAUAAUAACAGUAAUAAUAAUAAUAAUAAUAAGGCAAUAAGGUUGUGUUACAUAGUUAUUAAAAGAGGUAACAUUACAAUUUACUUCAGAAAAGCGAGUUAUAUUAACAUUACGACUAUAUAAACCUAUUGCAUUAGUAGAGUCCCUGCCGGGUCCCACCCGGUCCCAGGGGGUGUUAGCAUAGUUUGUUCGGUUCUUGCCCAAUAUUUGAACAACGUUAGUAUAGUUUGAAUUGAACGCUUGUUCAAAAGCUCUGUUUGCGUGGAGCAGGAUCGUGUACUAUUCCCGGGCGUGUUUUAUUUAGACAUACAAAUUAGAAGCCAACCAAGACGCAACCAAUGUCUCCGGGGCUGCACGAUUGUUUUGGUAAGCACGCCGCGCUCUCGGCGCGGUGCGUUCGCGUGGGACAUGUGUUUGGUUGAUAUUCGUAAAAAAUAUUGAAUUUGGACAGUUUUUACCCAUUCGAUAAUUGUUGCUAAAUUGAGUAACGCCUCACCCUCUCUUUCCUGACCUGAUGGUAGGUCGCAAUCGGUACGUUUGUCGAACGCCAAUUGGCUGUUGAAUGUUUGUUUUCUUUUCUCAGCAGCCUUUUUCAAUCGUGCGUACUCUAAACCUAGCCGAAAAGCGAAGAUGCAGCAGUGUCCUACCUAUAUACACGAGCAAAUGCAAAUAGUAUGAUAAACUAGUAGGUGUAGAUAGACACGUUUGUUUUUUUUUUAGCGAUAUUAGCAACUAACAAACAGUUGCGGGUUGGAAACAAGUGUUGCGAACGAACAGGUGUGUUACAUUGCACAGGUGUACAGGUGAAGAGAGGGUUGAUUUUUAAACAAACCGCGGAAAAAGGAUGACAAACACACAAAACAAGCAUACAGAACAGACGCUCAUACACCGGCAGUUACAGUUUAAUUGCGAUUGUGAUUUUCGUAAUCAGAAUUUUACAAGGGCCAUAGCGGCCAGGGUGCUAUGGCUAAAAUCAAAGACGACCUGCACAUUAACUAGCCCUGUAUGUUAUUAAGGCGAUUAAAGCUCUACCAAGCACGUGUUUCGAUUGUUUUCGGGUUUCGGGUUGUGUUGAUCGGGGUACUAACGUACCCCGGUAUUAGUAGUGUGUGUUCUCUACUUUACCCAGCGCAGGAGUUUCGUAACUAUUUAAAUCUCGAACAGUAUACAAAAAGGGAAAACCGUUGCAUCACAUUGGAACGGGAGACAAAUACAGUGAAAUCUCUCUAAGGCGAAUCUUUAAGGGACCGUCCGAACACAAUGCACGUGGCAUCCUUUGAUCAAUGUUUUUUGUGAACUGUCGUGCAAACAUUCCUCUUUGGAGAAUUUAGGCUGCCAAAUCGCAUAUGCAGCUUAUGGGAUAUUCGCCUUAGGGGAAGACAUUCAUCUUGAACAGACAUAAAAAGAGACAUAACCGUCAAAAUGUUCAUCUUAGAGAGAUUACACUGUACCGCCAACUCAGAAUAUUCUCACUCCCCCUCUCUCUCUCUCUCUAUCUGUCUCCUCCCCCCUCUCUCUAUUUAGCCAGUUUUAUCUAGCGCGUUUGUAGUAGUUGAAUUGCGCGCCGGUUGGUGUUUGUUUUGUUGGUUUUGCAAUUGAACAUACUGCACCUGGGCGGAAAAUCAUGUGCUCUGUGCAUUUUAAAGCGAAAAGCGAACGAUGUGUGUUGCUCGAGAUCGAAACAACAAAUUAGCAAAAAAAAAAAAAGAAAAAUCCAAUGGAUUAGGAAUUUUAAUUGGUGAGCUGCAGCUGGAGCAGAGUUUAGUGCCGUGUUGUCGCGGCAAGAAGUUGUACAGCAGGAACUUGGUUCAAUUUUAAAUCACAUCUUGCACAUACCUGUGUGUGUGUAUGUGUAUAUAUGUGUGUGUGUGUGUUUUUGUGGGUGAUUUAUAUGUCAAUUAAUUGCCGCACGCAUGAACAGCUCUCUCACAACAGUUCACAAUUUACAACUUUCUUUCUUCAGUCCUUGCGUGUCCCCACUAAGGCACCAUCUACUUCCCUCCUCUACCGGCUCCCUUUCAAGCAAAUUGCUGCAAAAGAGAUAAGAAAAAAAAACACACACACACACACACCAACCAACCCUCCAAGCAACACCAUAUGUUCGAAACUUUAUGUGAUACAUUGCUUGUAUUGUUUCUCGAACAAACAAAUACGUAUUUUUAGUGUAAGUUGCAUUACAAGUAAUCUCUCCUUUGCCCCUCCCCAAAAGCGCUGUAUGAUUUGUACAAAAGAAGCGACAAAAAACAAACAAACUAUUACGUAAAUAGUUACACCGUGUGUUGCUCGCUAUGUUGAGUUGAAUUUGAGAAUAGAGAGCAAGCAAAGCAAACGAACCGAUAUAAUAAUCAGCCCCACUCAGCAUACGGGAAUAGGGAAGUGAUCAAAACAUGCAAUUCUGCUCACACAAACACACAAAAAUGCAUACACAUAUAUAGACACAGACAUAAAAUGAUAGCAAGGCGCUCACAACAUGGGAAAAUGAAAAUGACUUUUUACAUUUAAUACAGCAAAAAAAAAAAAAAAAAAACUAGCUUGUAAGCUGCACCGAGCGUCUAGGGUGUGUGAUAUGAUAAUAGAGACGUUUUUUUUUUUGGUUGCAUGGUUGAAAAAUGGGGGAAGUCACCAUCCACCACUCGCAAGGAAGAGACGUGGGAGGCAGAGAGCACCCGGAAGGAAAGACCGCACAUGGAAAUAUGGUUUAUUUGAACUGAUUUAACCUGUACCGUGUGUAUAUCACGCUACCAACUCUGCACUCUCACACGUUUGCCCUGGAAGCAAUCUAUCCACGAACCGGCAUUCUAUAGGUUAUCGGCGUGUUACUUAAUUAGCUAAACAAUGCAAGCUGCAAAAACAAAAAAAAAACAAACAAACUAAAAGCAAUUAAUAUGACAAACGGUUUAUACUACCUACUUUGAAACAAAUGAGAUUAGGUUUUUUUUCUCUAGAACGGCAGUAGACAAGCAAAAUUAUUGAUUAUGUGCGUGUGUGUCAGUUUUCGAAAAGUAAAAAAAACACAAAGUAACGAAAAGCCAAUAUAUAUAUACCCCUUUAGUAGUUUAACAUAUUUGAUGAUAUUUGAAUUUGGCCAAUUUGAAUUUAUAUAUACACAUAUGUGAUUUGUUUGAACGGAAUUAGUGGAACGAAACAAACGUCUAGGUUUUAACGGUUGUGCGCUUUGAUUACUCAUAACUCAUAAGAAAAGCAAAGAUUGUGAAAUUGAAUUUGAUUACACCACCAACCACCACCACCACCGCCCCUUCGAAGAAAUAUGACGCAGGAGUUAAAACAGAAAAAAAGGCAGCAUUACAGGGUUUUCUCGUGUUAGCGCGUUAUCGAAAUUCGGUGGCAUAAAAUCCUUCAUGACAUGGUAAUGACAACAUCACAUUAAGAUGCCACAGAUAUACUUUAGAGCAAGCGUUUUUGGGGCGUGUGCGCUCACACCAGCCCUUACAGUGUUGGCAAUUUGUGUAACAAAAGAGAAAAGUAAUAAUUCAAACUUGUUGGUCGUUUGUUGGUUUGAAGUUAAACAAAAACAAAACAAAAAAAAAGGAACAAAUCACGCACACACGAAAGAAUCUGUUUGCUUGAGAAUGUGUGUGUGUGUCUGCAAUUAGUUCGAAUUAGCGGUAUGAUUGUUUGUUUCGUUCGAAUUUGAACGAUAAAAAGCAUACAAAAUGGAACAAUUGGAAUAAAUGCCUCCCCCUUCGCGGCGAGGGCGCGUUUAGAGCGACUAAAACAAAGCUGCGAAGCUUGGAACGGGUGGUUGGUAUUUUGGCACGCAAAAAGAGGUGACACGUUGACGCGGUAACGAAAGCAAUAACAAAGCUAAAAUCAAUAAUUGGCUGCACAUUUGGUUAGAGCUUGGAAAGCUAUCUUUUGUUUUCUCAACCCCUCCCGUGCUCUGUGCGUUGGCUGGGCACAGGGUGCAGGGAACUGUUUAGGGGGUUUGUUUUGGGUUUUGCAGGUGGUUAAAAAAAUCAACAAACAUGUUUAACAAAAAAAAACAAAAACGAUACGUUACAGGGGGAGUGGGGAUGAGAACAGAGAAAGCAAUGUUAGUGAAUUUAUAUUUAUUAAAAAAAGAUACUUUUUUAAUCUAUUAGAAUAGCUGAAAAAAAGAAACAAAAAACAAAUGGACUUGAACAAUGGAUCACAGUGACAGUGACAGUUGUAUUUAACUAACGUUACAUUUCGUUCGAAAGUUUUGUUUUUUUUUGGUGGACAGGUGGAUGGAAAGUGGGAAAACUUCGUUGUUGUUAAUUACUGCUUUUGUUUCUUUGGUAUGUUUUUUUUUUGCAACUACAAAAUUGUAACAGCGUGCAUCACCUGCAUUAAUGGCGCACACAUGUCGCUUUAACUAAACACAAUUUGAAGAAGAGCGAAAAGAAAAGAAAAAAGCCACGCAGCACCCGACGUGUACCAAGUUGCAUUUUAUCCUGCCCGACCUGGCCCGCAGCAAUAGACAAAGCAGCUCAUGCGACAACCGUUCAGUUAGUAACGCUCUCGGGUGCGUUACCGUUACUGGUUACUGGUGCGUUAUAAUGUUCUGAAAGUAUUAUUUUAGUAUCGCGUAACUCUCAACUCUCGUGUGGCGCAUGUGUGUAUGUUUCCAUUCACACCCUCACGGCAAUGUGCAAAGUAUCAGAUAGUAAAAGGAAGAAUGUGUGUGUGUGUGUGAAAUGAGACAUAUGAAACAAAAGGGCAAUAGCGCUCAGGUACAUAAAAGUGUCAGAUUAAACCAGAACAGAUGUAAGGGAGAGCAAAACCAAAAAGAUAUCAGUGCCGUUUUACAAGUCAACACCAUCUAUGUGCAUCUUAAAUAGAUUUGUAAGUAUCUCCAGUGGUCAUCCCCUCUCACAACCCCCCCCCCCCCCAUCUACCC
This is a messenger RNA of Anopheles merus, 10982 nucleotides long. RefSeq names its product double-stranded RNA-specific editase Adar (gene Adar). NCBI's taxonomy places the organism in Eukaryota, Metazoa, Arthropoda, Insecta, Diptera, Culicidae. The transcript has 4 exons. Bases 1961 to 4291 code for a protein of 776 amino acids. The record is from RefSeq and is a predicted model, not a curated record. Gene Ontology annotation, biological process: RNA processing; adenosine to inosine editing. Gene Ontology annotation, molecular function: double-stranded RNA binding; double-stranded RNA adenosine deaminase activity; tRNA-specific adenosine deaminase activity. Gene Ontology annotation, cellular component: cytoplasm; nucleolus.